AUGACAGACGACGCAGAAGGUAGCGCGUUAAAGGGCAUUGCUGCGCUCCCACCAACGACAGUGCGCCAGAUAGGUUCUCACCAAUUGCUCACUGAUCCUAGCUUAGUCGUCAAGGAGCUGAUCGACAACGCUCUCGAUGCACGCGCGAAGAGCAUAUUCGUUGAUCUCACUGCUAACACCAUCGACUCAAUUCAGGUCAGGGACGACGGCCACAGCAUUUCCAAUGAGGAUAGAGCGCUCGCCUGCCGUCGCUACCACACCAGUAAGAUCAGGGACUUCCACGAUCUGAAAGAGGUAGGAGACAAGUGGCUUGGGUUCCGCGGUGAAGCUCUUGCGAGUGUAGUCGACAUGAGCGGUCCCGUGUCUAUCACCACUCGUGUGGAGGGUGAGCCUGUAGCCGUGAAGCUUACUUACCAGCGCAAUGGCGAACUCACUUCUACUGUGCGCGACUCCCACCCCGUCGGAACAACAGUCAAAGUCACCAAACUACUAGAGACGGCAAGAGUACGGAAGGACCUAGCCAUCAAAGGUGCACCAAAGUGCCUCGCGAAGAUUCGACGUCUGAUGCAGGCAUAUGCACUUGCGAGACCAGCCAUUUGGUUCAUACUGCACGUUUUGAAGGCAAAGAACAACAAAUGCGACUUUGUCUAUGCACCGAAAGCCAGCGCCAACGUCGAAGAUGCCGCUCUCAAGAUCAUCGGUAAAGAGUGCGCUCUGCAGUGCGACUGGACAGCACUGCAGUUGGACGGCUUCGAGUUGCACGCGUUCAUGCCAAAGUCCACUGCGGCUGGGUCGAAGAUCGCGAACCACGGCGCUUUCAUCUCAGUCGACUCCAGACCGGUGUCUUCCACUCGAGGUACUCUCAAGAAGAUUGCAGCAGCUGUCAGAGACAGGCUGCGCAAGGCUAAUCUCACACUCACGAAUCCAGCGAAAGACGAUGUUGUCUUUGGUGAUGAGAAAUUUGUGCUUUCGACGGUGGGCAGACUGCUCGUCUCCUACUACCCAGAGAACAUCAACAGCGCAGAACCCACUGAAGACCCCGAGGACAUGGCAAUCUCAAAGCCAGAUCAAAAGCCCGAGGUCACGGAGCAGUCGCCACAACACUCUAGCCAACCCCCGGGCUGGAGGUCGAGCAUGUACGGUAUUGAUGAGGAAGACCUUGAGUUUCUGCAAGAGCACGUGCCUGACAUAGUCGAAGAGGAAGAAGGCCGGCGUGAUACGGCCAUCUCCAACCCAUUGACCAUCGCCCGCAUGAACGCGCCUAUCAAGCCUCGGAAGCCUGUCGGUAAUGGGCAAUUACUGAGCCCCGCAAAGAGUCAGCGUGAGACAACUACAGACCCUCAGUCAUCUGUACCUGCAGCCAUGCCACAACAGUCGAGGCUCACGGAGCCACUGUCUCCUCGGACCCCAUCACAAGUCAACAUUGAUAGUAUUAGGCUUGACGAGGAGCUGCAGCAGAGCAUACAACACUUUACAGAGCUGCCUUUUCCGGGCCCAUCUACACGUGUUUUCAACACUGGCCCGAGGACACAUCGUGCUCGUGAUUUGCCCUCGUUCGAGGAGCGGAUGCUCGACUGGGACGGCGACAGCACGGAUACGGUCGAUGCUUUCGCCACCGCUAUCGACGAGCGCAGGAUCAUGCAGUGGGUGAUGGUAGUCGAUGACCUGCUGGCUGAGGUCUUUGACAGAAGAGACGUGGAGGUCAGGGGUGCGCUGCAUGAAGGUAUCCAGCGGCUCCUCGACUUGCGCAAGGACGAAGCGGAGACGGCCCCCGAGAGUGCUGCUGUUGCUGUUGCUGUUGUGGUUGCGGACACGCCAGUCCCAGACGUCGUCGGUCGCAUCACUGGGGUGAGCAGCGUGGGUGGAGAAGGUGAGGGGAGCGUUGCAGCUGGUAACAGCGUGGCUGAGACGGAUGGGCUCGAGGCCGACUUGGACUUUACGCCGUUGGUCAAUCUGGACCGCGAUGAGGGAGGGCGCGGCGUGUCUGGGCAGGUUGUCGGGACCGGGGAUGCCUUCGGCGAUGGUGGUGAGGACGAGAUGCUGAUGGAUCUGUGA
Messenger RNA from Didymella exigua CBS 183.55, 2055 nucleotides. RefSeq lists its product as uncharacterized. Lineage: Eukaryota; Fungi; Ascomycota; Dothideomycetes; Pleosporales; Didymellaceae. The transcript is spliced from 5 exons. The record is from RefSeq and is a predicted model, not a curated record. Gene Ontology annotation, cellular component: MutLalpha complex. Bases 1 to 2055 code for a protein of 684 amino acids. Gene Ontology annotation, biological process: mismatch repair. Gene Ontology annotation, molecular function: ATP hydrolysis activity; ATP-dependent DNA damage sensor activity.